Messenger RNA from Morone saxatilis (striped sea-bass), 3168 nucleotides. RefSeq names its product fibulin-7. Lineage: Eukaryota; Metazoa; Chordata; Actinopteri; Moronidae. The record is from RefSeq and is a predicted model, not a curated record. Gene Ontology annotation, molecular function: calcium ion binding. The transcript is spliced from 8 exons. The coding region runs from base 742 to 2073 and encodes 443 amino acids.
GCUAACUGUCCUUAUCGAUGUAACAGUAGCGACGUAUUUAUUUCCUUGUUUCUUUUUUUUUUACACUCUGACGCGCGCACCCUGAACGCGCACAACCGUUGGAUGAGAUCAAUUGCGCGCGUCCGUGCAGUGCUGCCAUGGGCAACCAGGUGUCGCUCCAACUCUAGAAAACAAACCUAAAACCUACGUUAAUACACGUACUCAUAAUAUGUUUAGUUAAUUAGACUAACAAGCUCAAAAUUAUUGUUCUUUAUCAGUCAAUGUAGCCUUAACAGUUAGUUGUGGUCUGUUGCGUUUAGGCAACUCUGUCACUUAUUAAUAUUAUUAAAAGGAAGGUCAUUUUGUGAGGGAAAGGAAUCAUUUUUACUCUUAAAGGCCGUGUAAAAAAAAAACCACACAAUUAAUGUUAUAUUUUGCCAGAUUUAGCUAAGUUUAUAUUGUGGUGAAACUUUCCUUGUCAGCCACAGGGAUGCAGAGGGCGAUGUUUGUCUCGGUGGGAGGGAUUCCUGCUGUAGGAAACCUAGGUGGCGUUCAGAGCUCGGAGGCUGAACUUUCCGAGAGCCACAUAAAGAGAGACGGGAGCGCAUCUCUGCCCCAGACACCUGAUGAGCAUCUCCCAGAGAGCAGGGGACCAAACUGCACAAGAGAUAACCGAUUUUUCCUACUGGAUAUUAAAGAAGCACCAUUAAAAAAAAACAUCGAGGGAGAAUUUGUGCUUUGUUAUUACUGGAUUUUUCAGAGAUGGCAAUGUCUUUUCGACGCAGGUGUUUGCUUUUGUUGUGUUUGACAGCUCUCCAGAGCGGUCAUGCUGCCGUUCAGACUUGCAUGGAUAAGCACCAGGUGGUCGGGGUGCUUCGUCAAAUGGAGAAGUUCCUGAAAGGCCAGGAGAUGCGGUUUACGGAGGGCCUCAGGAUCAUGAAGUCAAAGCUGGCAACGCUUCAAAACUCUGUCUCCAAGAUGCCUCAAGCAGACCAGUCAGCUGCUCCCACCACCUGCCCCUCUCUGGAAGCUCCCGCUCAUGGAACCAAGUUUGGCUCAAAGUAUUUUGUUGGACAUGAGGUCCAUUUCACUUGUUCCCAGGGCUACCAUCUUGUCGGUUCUGCCACGCGUGUUUGUCAAGACAACGGCACCUGGACCGGCAUCAGUGCCACCUGUAAAGAUAUAAGUGAGUGUGCAAGUAAUCCCUGCCAAAAUGGAGGUACCUGUGUGGAAGGUGUUAACCAGUACAAAUGCACCUGCCCCCAGAACUGGAGUGGGUCUCACUGCCAGCACCAAACCCAGACAGCACCACCUGAGUGGAGUGUUAUGAAUGAUCCAGCAUUCAGCCGGAGACCUCGCUGUGCCCAAGUGAACCGGGCUCAACACUGCAGCUGCGAUGCAGGCUUUCACAUGAGUGGCACCUCUGACAACAGUAUCUGUCAGGACGUAAAUGAGUGUGAAGUGUAUCGGCUGGACCAAGGAGGGAAGCUGUGUGUCCACGAGUGUGUGAAUGUCCCGGGCUCGUACCACUGCUCUUGCCCCAGCGGCUACAAGUUGCUCCGAGAUGGGCGGAGCUGUGAGGAUGUGGACGAGUGUUUAAGCCAGCAGCACAACUGUAGCCGAGGGACAACUUGUAUCAACACGGGGGGAGGCUUUCAGUGCGUCAGCCCAGAGUGUCCCCGUUCUCAUGGCAACAUCAGCUACGUCAAGACAUCUCCCUUUCAGUGUGAGAGAAACCCCUGCCCCAUGGACAGCCGCUCCUGCCACCUGGCCCCUAAGACUGUGUCCUUCCAUUACCUGUCUCUGCCCUCCAACCCGAAGACUCCUGCCACGCUUUUCCGCAUGGCGACAGCCGCCGCCCCAGGGCGCACCGGGCCGGACAGCCUUCGCUUCGGGAUAGUGGGUGGAAACUCCCGAGGCAUCUUUGUCAUGCAGCGUUCAGACAGACAGACUGGUGAGCUGAUACUGGUCCAGCAGCUCCGCGGACCACAGGAGAUCAGCGUUGAUGUGGACAUGUCCGAGUACAGCGACCGCACCUUUCAGGCCAAGCAUGUGGCCAGGGUCCACGUUCUGGUUUCACCCUACAACUUCUGAGAAGACUAGAGACAGAGAGGGGAGGAGGAACAAGGAAGAGUGUAUAAUGGGCAUUGAGUUUAUUGAUACUGUUUCUUCAUCCCCUGUCAGAAAUUCAUUUGUCUCAGUAGCUGAGGUGAAUAUUUGUUCAGUGGCCAAAUUACCUAAAGAGUGAGAGAGCGACAAGCCAAUAUUUAACAGUUACAUUAUGAAUAACAAUAUAUGGCAAAAAACACAUCAUAGAUACUUCUUUAAAUAGUGUCAGUAUGAGCUUUGAGUGAUGAUGUUUGAGUGUGUUUGAAUGCAUGAAAACUAGCUAAACAAAAGCAUAAUGAAUGGGUUGGGAGGGAUGGAUAACUGCGUUUGUCAUUGCUGUUGCUUUAUGUUUGUGUUAUUAUGUCCAUCAUAGAUCAUGUCUGUGUAGCUCAGGGUCCGGCCCCGGGGCUGAUGCACUGCCCUUGCUUUAUUGAUGAUAAAUCCCUAUAAGACAUUAGUGCUCCUGUGGCUCUAAUUUAUUGGAAAUAUUGUUGCUGGUUAUUAUAUUGUAACAUACUGUACACCACAUGUUUAUCUUCCAUCAUAUACUGUAUAUUUGUUUUGUUUUUUGUACUAGCUUGCCAUCGUUUAAGGCACCAUUCAUUAUACUAAGGGAGUUUUAUGAGUUUUUUUUUUUUUUUUAAACAGUAGAUGCAGUACUAUACCUGGGCAUAUUUUCUCUAUUACUCACAAUCUGUAUGUUACCCAGAAAUAGUCUCAUUAUAUUCUAAAUCAAAGAUGAUUUGGCAAGCUUGCCAAUGCACUACACAAUUUAUCUGGAAUUUUAAUUGUCUCUACAUAACUGAAAUAAAGUCAGUCCAACAUUUCAGUAUUUGUUAGAACUACCUCACUUGAUGCUGAGCAGUGUACUAUUAAAUGUCCUUGUGGCACUGCUUGUUUUCAUUCCGGAUCCAUUAUGAGUGAAUUUUAAUGAGCGAAAUCCAAACCAACGCAUAGCUGAUAAAUGAAGGCUGGAUGGCUAUAAAAAGUUAUCUGACCGAAUGGAAGAAAGGUUAGGAAGAAAGAAUGUGUGUUUUAUAACAUAACCCCCUGGGGCAGUAGUUCACAGACAAUACAAGU